AUGUCGAGCCGCGGGAGGCGGGACCGCGACCCCCGGGACCCCCGCGAGGCCUCGGCCGCCUCCUCCGCCCGCAGCUCCUCCCGCAGCCGCCGCGACGCCGAUGCCGAGCGGCCGCGGGGUCGGCGGGACGCGGAGCGGGAGCGCGCGCGGCGAGAGGCGGCGGAGGCACUGCCGGUGGAUCUCGCGCGCGUCAAGAGGGAACCAGGCACCGGCACCGGCGUCUCGGGGGGCUCCGGCACCGCCGCCCCCGCCGCGCCCGUCCGUGUGAAGCGGGAACGGGAGCCGGAUGGAGACUCCGACCCUGAGCCCGAGCCUGCCGUGCGCUACGGGCGCUUCGACCCCGAGGACCAGCGCAGCCGGCACUGCCCCUACCUGGACACCAUCAACAAGAGUGUCCUGGAUUUCGACUUCGAGAAGCUCUGCUCCAUCUCCCUGUCCCACAUCAACGUCUAUGCCUGCCUCGUGUGUGGGAAGUACUUCCAGGGCCGCGGGCUGAAGUCCCACGCCUACAUCCACAGUGUGCAGCUGAGCCACCACGUGUUCCUCAACCUGCACACACUCAAGUUCUACUGCCUGCCCGACAACUACGAGAUCAUCGACUCCUCUCUCGAGGACAUCACGUACGUGCUCAAGCCCACCUUUACAGCUCAGCACAUCGCCCACCUGGACAAACAGGCCAAGCUGUCCCGGGCCUAUGAUGGCACCACGUACCUGCCUGGCAUUGUGGGGCUCAACAACAUCAAGGCCAAUGACUAUGCCAACGCUGUGCUCCAGGCUUUGUCUAAUGUGCCGCCCCUGCGGAAUUACUUCCUGGAGGAGGAGAACUACCGGUGCAUCCAGCGCCCACCCGGGGACAUCAUGUUCCUGCUGGUGCAGCGCUUUGGGGAGCUCAUGAGGAAGCUCUGGAACCCCCGGAAUUUUAAGGCACAUGUGUCACCCCAUGAGAUGCUCCAGGCCGUGGUGCUCUGCAGCAAGAAGAACUUCCAGAUCACCAAGCAGGGGGAUGGGGUGGAGUUCCUGUCCUGGUUCCUGAAUGCACUGCACGCAGCACUGGGCGGCACCAAGAGGAAGAAGAAGACCAUUGUCACCGACGUGUUCCAGGGCUCCAUGCGCAUCUUCACCAAGAAGCUGCCACACCCUGACCUGCCAGCAGAGGAGAAGGCACAGCUGCUGCAGAACAGCGAGUACCAGGAGCGCAUGGUGGAGUCCACGUUCCUGUACCUGACCCUGGACCUGCCCACGGCACCGCUCUACAAGGACGAGAAGGAGCAGCUCAUCAUCCCCCAGGUGCCCCUGUUCAGCAUCCUGGCCAAGUUCAAUGGCAGCACUGAGAAGGAGUACAAGACCUACAAGGAGAACUUCCUGAAGCGUUUCCAGCUGACACGCCUGCCCCCCUACCUCAUCUUCUGCAUCAAGCGCUUCACCAAGAACAACUUCUUUGUGGAGAAGAACCCCACCAUCGUCAACUUCCCGAUCACGAACGUGGAUCUGCGGGAAUACCUGUCGGAGGAGGUGCAAGCCGCGCACACCCACACCACCUACGACCUCAUUGCCAACAUCGUGCAUGAUGGGAAGCCCUCGGAGGGCUCCUACCGCAUCCACGUGCUGCACCAUGGCACAGGGAAGUGGUACGAGCUGCAGGACCUGCAGGUGACCGACAUUCUGCCCCAGAUGAUCACCCUGUCUGAGGCCUACAUCCAGAUCUGGAAGCGACGUGAGGAAGAUGAGACAAACCAACAAGGUGCCUGAGAUCCUUGAGGACACCCAGAAACCCCCUUGGGGACACCCCCAGCUCCUCCUCAGGGGUAUCUCCAGCCACCUGAGACCUCUUAGGGAGCACCCCAAGCUCCUUUGUGGACAUCAGAGACUUUGCAGGCACACCCAUGGCCCAUCUGAGGACAUCUCCAUCCUCCCUGGGGCCACCCAGAGCACCCCAGGGGAACACCCAGACACCCCUGGGAGCACCCAGAACCCACCUGGGCACACUCCCAGUCCCCUGUGUAGGUGUGUGUGUGUCCCAGUAAAUGUCCCACUAUUUUUGUAACUCA
Molecule: messenger RNA, 2048 nt
Organism: Prinia subflava (tawny-flanked prinia)
Lineage: Eukaryota; Metazoa; Chordata; Aves; Passeriformes; Cisticolidae
Gene: USP39
Product: ubiquitin specific peptidase 39
Exons: 12
Coding region: 1-1749 (582 amino acids)
Biological process (GO): mRNA processing; protein deubiquitination; spliceosomal complex assembly
Molecular function (GO): zinc ion binding; cysteine-type deubiquitinase activity
Source: RefSeq, a predicted model, not a curated record